Messenger RNA from Penicillium expansum, 4545 nucleotides. RefSeq names its product CDR ABC transporter. NCBI's taxonomy places the organism in Eukaryota, Fungi, Ascomycota, Eurotiomycetes, Eurotiales, Aspergillaceae. Bases 1 to 4545 code for a protein of 1514 amino acids. Gene Ontology annotation, biological process: transmembrane transport. Gene Ontology annotation, molecular function: ABC-type transporter activity; ATP hydrolysis activity; ATP binding. The transcript has 10 exons. Gene Ontology annotation, cellular component: membrane. The record is from RefSeq and is a predicted model, not a curated record.
AUGACAGAGAGCACGGCUCCAAUAGAAUACUCCAAGCAUCCCUGGGCUUCAAAUCCUAGCCUGGAAGAAAACGAAGGAGAAAACGAGGGCAACAAUGUUGACCAAACAAUUCGCAGGCUGGCAAGCCGUGUCUCACGCCACACUGUGUGCUCGGAAGUGACCAAGCCCUGCAAUGAUGUUUUCCAUCCUGUCCCCGGUUCAAAUCUUGACCCACAAUCCUCCACCUUCAACACUCGCGCUUGGGUAGAAGCACUCCUUCGAUACGAGAGCGACAAUCCUGACUCAGGACGGCGACGGAAGUCCGGAGUCUCCUUCCGUGGUCUUGAUGUAUAUGGAUUCGGCAUGUCCACCGACUACCAGAAAAGCGUGGGCAACGGCAUCCUCUCGCUGAUGAAGCAGCGGCGCAAACGAAGAAUCGAUAUCCUCCACGGGUUCGAGGGGCUGGUGAACGCUGGCGAGAUGCUUUUGGUGCUUGGGCCUCCAGGCUCAGGGUGUUCGACUAUUCUUAAGACGAUUGCUGGGCAGAUGGAAGGGUUGUUCUUGGGCGACAAGGUCAUGAUGAAUUAUCGAGGUAUGUAUGGCAGCAUCCCGGACUCACUCACUAGAGAUCUCGAAAACACCUGCUUACUUAUUUUCCUGCGACUAGGCGUAUCCAGCAAAGAGAUGCACACUUACUUCCGGGGAGAGGCUAUUUUCGCCGGUGAGAACGAUGUGCAUUUCCCUAUGCUAUCUGUCGGGGACACGCUGUCUUUUGCAGCCCAUGCCAGAGCACCGCGCGAGUUGCCUGCCGGGCUGAAGACCCAGGAAUUCUCCACGCUUAUGCGGGACGUCAUCAUGGCCAUGUUUGGCAUCUCGCACACGGCGGCUACCGUGGUAGGCAAUGACUUCAUCCGGGGAAUUAGUGGAGGUGAACGGAAACGUGUUAGUAUCGCUGAAGCAGUCUUAAGCGAUGCUGCGUUACAAUGCUGGGAUAACAGUACGCGCGGAUUGGAUAGCGCCAAUGCCGUGGAAUUCUGUCGAACGCUUCGCACGGCCACCGAACUUUUACAAUCCACAGUUCUGGUUUCCCUCUAUCAAGCACCUCAAGAAGCAUAUGAUCUCACCACGGGAAAGCUUUUUGACAAGGUCACGGUCCUGUAUGAAGGACGCCAGGUCUUCUUCGGAAACACAUUUGAAGGACGGGCAUAUUUUGAAGAGUUGGGUUUUGAGUGCCCCAAGCGACAGACAACACCCGAUUUCCUCACCUCAAUGACAAGCCCGAAGGAACGUCUCAUUCGUCAAGGCUAUGAAGAUAAAGCCCCGCGCACAGCAACAGAAUUCGAGGAAAGAUGGAAGAAAAGCCGCCAGCACCAGGAACUGAUGCUUGAAAUUGAGGCGUACGAAAAUAAAUUUACCCUUGGGGGCGAAUUUCUGGAGGAGUUCGCGGCAUCGCGUAAGGCGCAACAGGCAAGCGGCCAAACAAUCAAAUCCCCAUAUACGCUGUCGUACAUGCAACAGACAUCCCUGUGUCUUUGGCGCGGGUGGAAGCGCCUGCUUGCGGAUCCUUCCUUGACGUAUAUCCAGCUCGGAGGCAAUUCUAUCAUGGCUCUGGUCUUGGGCAGCGUCUUCUUCAAUCUACAUAACGACACGAACAGUUUCUAUGGACGAGGGGGGUUGAUAUUUUUCGCUCUGUUGUUGAGCGCCUUUGCUAGUGUUCUUGAGAUAUUGACGCUCUACGAGCAGCGGCCAAUUAUAGAGAAACACAAUCGUUAUGCUCUCUACCACCCGUCUGCUGAGGCUGUGGCGAGCAUGAUGACUGACAUUCCAUACAAAGUGCUCAACACGUUGUGCUUCAACCUCACGUUGUAUCUUAUGGCAAACCUUCGGCGAGAAGCUGGGCCAAUAUUCUUUUUCCUUUUUGUUGCUUUCCUCAGCACAAUGGUGACAUCCAGCCUGUUCCGAACAAUUGCAUCCGUGUCACGUACCAUGUCACAGGCGAUGGUACCGGCCGCUUUACUAGUCCUAGGCCUAAUCAUGUACACCGGCUUCACGAUGCCAACCAUGUACAUGCCUGGAUGGUCACGGUGGAUGGCCUAUAUUAACCCGCUCAGUUACGCAUUCGAGUCUCUGAUGAUCAACGAGUUCCACGAACGCGAUUUUGCGUGCUCGGUAAUCAUCCCCUCAGGACCAGACUACAGCGCUGUAGGCAUUAAUAACCGAGCCUGUGCGGAGGUUGGAAACACACUCGGCUCAACAACAAUCCAGGGAGACAUAUACAUCAACGACAAGUUCCAAUAUUACCAUUCCAACAAAUGGCGUAAUGUGGGAAUCCUCAUAGCCUUCUGGGUCGUCCUCACAAUUAUUUACCUGGGAGCGACUGAGCUUCUCAGCAUGGCUAAGAGCAAAGGAGAAGUUCUCAUCUUCCGUCGCAGCCAUUUUGUUAAAAAUGAAUCCACACUCCGAAUGGCCGAGGCCGACGACGAAGAGGCCCUCGCGACCGAAAUGGCGACAAUGACCCAGUCAGCCGCGACAGACGAGACACAAAUUGAUCCCAGUGAGGGCCAGAUCUUCCAGUGGGAGGACGUAUGUUACGAUAUCAAGAAUAAAGGAGAGGUCCAACGUAUCCUUGAUCACGUUGAUGGAUGGGUUCAACCUGGAACCUUGACCGUUUUGAUGGGCGUCUCAGGAGCCGGUAAAACAACUCUCCUCAACGUUCUCGCCAACCGCACCACGACCGGUGUCGUCACCGGCACCAUGCUAGUCGCCGCUAUGGCCACUGAUGACUCCUUCCAGAGGAAAACAGGCUACGUGCAGCAGCAGGAUGUCCAUCUCUCAACCUGCAGUGUGCGCGAGUCACUCGAGUUUAGUGCAUUUCUCCGCCAGCCGACAAGCGUGUCACGGGAUGAGAAACUCGCUUACGUGGACGAAGUGAUCAGGCUCCUCGAGAUGGAAGAGUACGCGGAUGCCAUUGUUGGCAUCCCUGGUGAAGGACUAAACAUAGAGCAGCGCAGACGUCUUACUAUUGGAAUCGAGCUGGCUGCUAAGCCUGAGUUGCUUCUGUUUCUGGAUGAACCGACUUCCGGACUAGACUCGCAGACCUCGUGGGCGAUUUGCCAGCUGCUAAAACGACUUGCACGUAGUGGCCAGGCAAUUCUGUGCACGAUUCACCAGCCGUCUGCUAUGCUGUUCCAAGAAUUUGACAGUUUGCUGCUUCUCGCGAAAGGCGGCAAAACUGUGUACUUCGGAGAAAUCGGCGAAAACUCUGCUACUCUGAUACGGUAUCUGGAAUCCAAUGGAGCAAGGGGGUGUCCUCCUGGCGCCAAUCCGGCCGAGUGGAUGUUAACGGUUAUCGGUGCGGCACCCGGAUCUCAAACUACUUUGGACUGGCCCAGGGUUUGGCAAGACUCGCAUGAGUAUCAGGCUGUCAAGGCAAAAUUGCACGAAAUCCGAACUUCAAGGAUUAAUACAGGGGGUAGCCUGCAAACGCAGCCUUCCGGUCAGUCCAACAGCAAGUCUUAUGCCGCACCUAUUUUACAUCAGUGGUGGGUCGUACAGAAACGUGUUGCAGCGCAAUACUGGCGAACGCCGUCCUAUAUCUAUUCCAAGAUUGCUCUCACGGUGGCCUCGGCUUUAUUUAUCGGCUUCAGCUUUUACAAUGCGCGAAAUACUAUCCAAGGGCUCCAGAACCAGAUGUACGCCGUUAUGAUGCUAUUAAGUAUGUUCGGGCAGCUCAGCGAGCAGAUCAUGCCUCAGUUUAUCAACCAGCGGGAGGUUUACGAAGCGCGCGAGAGGGCAUCUAAAAUAUAUGAUUGGAAAGUCUUUAUGCUGAGUAAUCUCACGAUCGAGAUCUUCUGGAACACAUGUAUGGCCUUGGUAGCCUACUUGUGCUGGUACUAUCCUAUCGGACUUUACCAGAACGCUGAUCUCACACACGAUGCUACAUCGCGUGGGGGUCUUGCAUUCCUGUUUAUCUGGGCCUUUAUGAUGUUCACCAGUACCUUUACGCACAUCCUUGUUGCUGGAAUUGACAGUGCCGACUCGGCUGGAAGUGUCGGGAACAUCUGUUAUAUGCUCUGUAUAACUUUUUGCGGCAUUCUCGUCAAAAAGGCUUCCCUACCAGGAUUUUGGACAUUCAUGUACUACGUCUCCCCGUUCACGUGGCUCGCCUCCGGCCUUCUUUCUACCGGUGUAGCAAACACAGCAAUUGUCUGUGCAUCGAAUGAAUAUGUCAAGUUUCUCCCGCCGGCAGGUGAGUCGUGUGGCUCGUACAUGGCCUCCUACAUCUCUUCAUCAGGUGGGUACUUGAUCGAUGUAAAAAACACCGAGUACUGUGAAUUUUGUCAACUGAGCAAUACGAACGAGUAUCUCAGCACGGUCAAUAUUCGAUUCGAGGACCGAUGGAGGAAUUUUGGCAUUGUCCUGGUUUAUAUUGUGGUUAAUGCCGCGGGGGCUUUGGGUGUAUAUUGGCUGGUUCGGGUGCGGAAACGAGGGGGGAGCUUGGAGAAACCGAAGGGAGAACACAAGAAACGAGGGGGAGGAUAUGCAAAUAAAAAUUGCAAUCUAUAG